Molecule: messenger RNA, 3206 nt
Organism: Leptonychotes weddellii (Weddell seal)
Lineage: Eukaryota; Metazoa; Chordata; Mammalia; Carnivora; Phocidae
Source: RefSeq, a predicted model, not a curated record
CGGGCUGUGCGCGCAGCGCCGGGUUCUGGCCCCAGGUUUGGCGUUGCCCACAAUCAAUAUGGCGGCGGGAGAACCGCGUUCCCGCCGGGCGUGCCCACACCCAAUGUGGCCGUUGGAAAGGCUCAGUUUCCAAGGCCCUGCCCGUACUCAACAUGGCGACGGGUGAGGGCCGAUUUGGGGCUAUGCUAGCCCUGCCCACGGGCCGGGGCGCUGGCAGCGUCGAGUAACGUCAUUCGAGCUCCGUCGCGCCGCUUUUGCGUCUCGGGUGGCGGGAGCGGGAAGGGGAUUCGGAUUGUCGCGCCUCCGCUCCGUGGAAGAAAGUGCCCUCUGGCCCCCAAAUCCAGUCCUUGCACCUCAGCGCCCCCAGGAACCCGACCCUUCGCACUCUACCACCUCCUCGAUCCCGCCGGCACCUCCGAACUGCAGCCCCGUCUCGAAUCCCGUCAGCGCGUCAGCCACUGGCCGCGAUGCAUGUGAUCAAGCGAGAUGGUCGCCAAGAGCGCGUUAUGUUUGACAAAAUUACGUCUCGAAUCCAGAAGCUAUGUUAUGGACUUAAUAUGGAUUUUGUUGAUCCUGCUCAGAUCACCAUGAAAGUAAUCCAAGGCUUAUACAGUGGGGUCACCACUGUGGAACUAGAUACUUUGGCUGCUGAGACAGCUGCGACCUUGACAACUAAGCAUCCUGACUAUGCCAUCCUGGCAGCAAGGAUUGCCGUCUCCAACUUGCACAAAGAAACAAAGAAAGUGUUCAGUGAUGUGAUGGAAGAUCUCUACAAUUAUAUAAAUCCACAUAAUGGCAGACAUUCUCCCAUGGUGGCCAAGUCAACACUGGAUAUUGUUUUGGCCAAUAAAGAUCGCCUGAACUCUGCCAUUAUCUAUGACCGAGAUUUUUCUUACAACUACUUUGGAUUUAAGACGCUGGAGCGAUCCUAUUUGUUGAAGAUCAAUGGGAAAGUGGCAGAAAGACCACAACAUAUGUUGAUGAGGGUGUCUGUGGGGAUUCACGCAGAAGAUAUUGAUGCUGCUAUUGAAACAUACAACCUUCUUUCUGAGAAGUGGUUUACCCAUGCCUCUCCCACUCUCUUCAAUGCUGGUACCAACCGCCCACAGCUUUCUAGUGGAGGCUUGAGCCGGCAUUAUAAGAUAAGAAAAAAACGGAUUGUAAAUGAGGGAACAAAACUUGUAGUGAUUCACAGGUGGUAUGGUUUUUACAUAGGAAAUUCAAGAGCAUCUACACAUAAAUUAUCAGAAUUAAAAAGAGAUUUCAGCAAACGACCUGGGGCAUUUGCUAUUUACCUGGAGCCUUGGCAUUUAGACAUUUUUGAGUUUCUGGAUUUAAAGAAGAACACAGGAAAGGAAGAACAGCGUGCCAGGGACCUUUUCUUUGCCCUUUGGAUUCCAGAUCUCUUCAUGAAACGAGUGGAGACUAAUCAGGACUGGUCCUUGUUGUGUCCAAAUGAAUGUCCUGGUCUGGAUGAGGUUUGGGGAGAGGAAUUUGAGAAGCUAUAUGAAAGUUAUGAGAAACAGGGUCGUGUCCGCAAAGUUGUAAAAGCUCAGCAGCUUUGGUAUGCCAUCAUUGAGUCUCAGACAGAGACAGGUACCCCGUACAUGCUCUACAAAGAUUCCUGUAAUCGGAAGAGCAACCAGCAGAACCUGGGAACGAUCAAAUGCAGCAACCUGUGCACAGAAAUAGUAGAGUAUACCAGCAAAGAUGAGGUUGCAGUCUGUAACUUGGCUUCCCUGGCCCUGAAUAUGUAUGUCACAUCAGAACACACAUAUGACUUUAAGAAGCUGGCUGAAGUCACCAAAGUCAUUGUCCGAAACUUGAAUAAAAUUAUUGAUAUUAACUACUACCCUGUCCCAGAGGCAUGCUUAUCAAAUAAACGCCAUCGCCCCAUUGGAAUCGGGGUACAAGGUCUGGCAGAUGCUUUUAUUCUGAUGAGGUAUCCUUUUGAGAGUCCAGAAGCCCAGCUACUGAAUAAGCAGAUCUUUGAAACCAUUUAUUAUGGAGCCUUGGAAGCCAGCUGUGACCUGGCCAAGGAGCAUGGCCCAUAUGAAACCUAUGAGGGCUCUCCAGUCAGCAGAGGAAUCCUUCAGUAUGAUAUGUGGAAUGUUACUCCCACAGACCUGUGGGACUGGAAACUUCUCAAGGAGAAGAUUGCAAAGUAUGGUAUAAGAAACAGUUUACUUAUUGCCCCGAUGCCUACUGCUUCAACUGCUCAGAUUCUGGGAAAUAAUGAGUCCAUUGAACCUUAUACCAGCAACAUCUAUACUCGCAGAGUCUUGUCAGGAGAAUUUCAGAUUGUAAAUCCUCACUUACUGAAGGAUCUUACUGAGCGGGGCUUGUGGAAUGAAGAGAUGAAAAAUCAGAUUAUUGCAUGCAAUGGUUCUAUCCAGAGCAUACCAGAAAUUCCUGAUGACCUGAAGCAACUUUAUAAGACUGUUUGGGAAAUUUCACAGAAAACCGUUCUUAAGAUGGCAGCUGAAAGAGGUGCUUUCAUUGAUCAAAGCCAAUCUUUGAACAUCCACAUUGCUGAGCCUAACUAUGGCAAACUCACCAGUAUGCAUUUCUACGGCUGGAAGCAGGGUUUGAAGACUGGGAUGUAUUACUUAAGGACACGACCAGCAGCAAAUCCAAUCCAGUUCACUCUAAAUAAAGAGAAGCUGAAAGAUAAGGAGAAGGCAACAAAAGAAGAAGAGAAGGAGAGGAACACAGCAGCCAUGGUGUGCUCUCUGGAGAAUAGAGAGGAAUGUCUGAUGUGUGGGUCCUGAGGAAAGGCUUAGAAGAGACCAGCACUUCCUCACAGCCAAACUACUUCUUGAGCAUAGAUAGGUGUAGUAGGUUUGCUUGAAGUGCUAAGGCUUUGCUGGACCUUAAUGCAGCAAAAAGAUCAGUCAAUUUAAAGUACUGUUUCUAUAUAGUGUGAAAGUAUUAAUUUUUUAAAUUGAUAUCUUGGGAAUCAAAGUAGAAGUUUUAGGAGUGCAAAAGAAGUCACCUUGCAAAUAGGGAGUGAUUGAGUAGGGUUUCAUUGCCCACCUGGCACCCUUUUCUGGUGACCUCAGUUUUCGUAAGGAAACUUCAUUUUGCUGCUUUGACUGGUGGGUCCAUAGAAACAAAACUGAGUCAACCUGUGAGAAGUGCUGACAGGACCUUUAUCUGGAUAAGGUCCUAUAGGUCAUUCUGAAAUAAAUGUUUCUAAGUGACUA